AUGGAUGACAGCUCACCGGACCUGUCGCUUAAACUGCGACGGGGGUCCAGCGACUCGAGGGAGUCUUUUUACAUGGACUUCGCCCAAGGGAUCGACUCGGAUAUCGAAGAGGUCACGACGAUCGAACGUAUAAUACCUGAACAUCCGGGCGGCAGAACAGAGGGCGAUGCGGAUACUCUGGCUACUCCUUCCGGCCUCGAUGACAAAGACCUGGCGCAAUAUUAUCUGACCUUAGGGUUCUACGGAGAAAGCCCUCUAGAUCCGAUACGACCCGUCAGACGAGUGCCGGUGACAUACUUUUGGCGGUUC
Molecule: messenger RNA, 309 nt
Organism: Iphiclides podalirius (scarce swallowtail)
Lineage: Eukaryota; Metazoa; Arthropoda; Insecta; Lepidoptera; Papilionidae
Source: the annotation of a GenBank genome assembly